AUGGCUGAAAGUGUCAUCAAGACUCUUCUCCAUAGCGAAGCUCUCCAGCAGUACAUCUUGGACACAAAUGUGUACCCGAGGGAGCAUGAACUCCUCAAGCAACUCCGAACAACUACGUUUGAGAAGUAUGGCCACCGAUGUGAACUGAGCGUCCCCGGCGAUGAAGGAAUGUUCUUAUCAAUGCUUCUGAAAAUGAUCAACGCGAAGAAGACGUUGGAGAUCGGUGUUUUCACGGGGUACUCUCUUCUAACCACUGCCCUCGCAUUGCCUAAUGACGGCGAGGUAACAGCCAUAGACUUGGACCGAGAAGCGUAUGAAGUUGGAUUGCCGUUCAUUGAAAAAGCUGGUGUGGCUCACAAGGUCAACUUCAUCCAAUCAGACGCCCUCUCAGUUCUAGACCGGAUGCUAAGCCAAGCAGAGGAGUUCGACUUUGUGUUCGUGGACGCCGACAAGUCUGACUAUCGCGGCUACCACGAGCGCGUGAUGAGGCUCCUCAGAAUCGGGGGCGUUGUUGCGUACGACAACACAUUGUGGUAUGGCUCUGUGGCCAAGGGCCAGGAGGAGCUGCCUGAGUUCCUCAGGAGCCGGGCAAUGGAGGGCGUCGGCAGCUACUUCUACAAAGGCCACACCGCGGUUGUCGAGUUCAAUGAGUUCUUAGCUUCCGACCCGCGAGUCGACAUCUCUCAGGUCCCCAUCGGAGAUGGACUCACCUUGUGUAGGCGCCUGCAGUAGUGGAACUUAAUGCAGUGGAAGCUCCGGUUACCCGUUCUAGAUCCGGGACUUGUUCGAGCUACCAUCGAUGCAUGGACUGAUCUGUUACAGAGUGGACUCAUUGGAUUUUUUGUGAAUUUAUAUCAUGCAAAAUAACUUCGAAUGAGCAGUUCAUCGAACUCGUGGAAGGAAAUUGAAUUUU
Molecule: messenger RNA, 913 nt
Organism: Syzygium oleosum
Lineage: Eukaryota; Viridiplantae; Streptophyta; Magnoliopsida; Myrtales; Myrtaceae
Product: putative caffeoyl-CoA O-methyltransferase At1g67980
Exons: 5
Coding region: 1-732 (243 amino acids)
Molecular function (GO): S-adenosylmethionine-dependent methyltransferase activity; O-methyltransferase activity
Source: RefSeq, a predicted model, not a curated record